AUGGCUGCUGCUACAGUUGUUCCAGUAGCAUACCAACAGGGAAGCCCAGCUGCACCUGAAUGGCUGAACAAAGGCGACAAUGCAUGGCAAAUGAUCUCUGCAACAUUAGUCGGCAUGCAAGGCAUGCCAGGGUUAGUGAUCCUUUAUGCUGGCCUCGUCAAGAAGAAAUGGGCUCUUAACUCAGCAUUUAUGGCACUCUAUGCCUUUGCCGCUGUCAUGCCUUGCUGGGUCCUUUGGGCUUACAAAAUGUCCUUUGGUCAUCAGCUCCUUCCAUUUUGGGGCAAAGCUGGCCUUGCAGUCUCUCAAGACUUCUUGAUUCCUCAAACUAUUCUCCCAUCAACGGAUUACAAAAAUGUUUCUGCAGCUCAACCACUGUAUCCCACAUCUACCAUGGUCUUCUUCCAGUUUGCUUUUGCAGCCGUGACAGUUAUACUCCUUGCUGGAUCAGUUUUAGGCCGGAUGAGCAUCAAAGCUUGGAUGGUCUUUGUACCACUAUGGAUCACCUUCUCCUACAGCGUUGGAGCCUUCAGCAUAUGGGGCGGAGGCUUCCUCUUCCAAUGGGGUAUCAUGGAUUAUUCAGGCGGUUAUGUUGUCCAUCUAGCUUCUGGUGCAGCAGGAUUCACAGCAGCUUAUUGGGUUGGACCAAGACUAAAGGAAGACCGGGAAAACUUCGCACCAAAUAAUCUCUUAUUAGCAUUGGCUGGCGCUGGUAUUCUUUGGAUGGGCUGGACCGGUUUCAAUGGCGGAGAUCCUUUCACUGCCAAUGUAGACUCGUCCUUAGCGGUUCUCAAUACUCAUAUCUGUGCAGCGACAAGUCUCCUUGCAUGGACCUGUUGGGAUGUCCUCUUCUUCAAAAAACCCUCUGUGAUUGGUGCCAUUCAGGGAAUGAUAACUGGGUUGGUGUGUAUUACUCCUGCUGCAGGUCUUGUUCAAGGAUGGGCAGCACUAGUAAUGGGUUUAGCAUCAGGAAGCAUCCCCUGGUACACCAUGAUGUGCUUGAGCAAGAAGUUGCCCUUGCUGCAGAAGGUUGAUGAUACCCUGGGUGUAUUACACACUCAUGCUGUUGCCGGAACCUUAGGUGGGGCUCUGACAGGGCUCUUUGCACAUCCAUACCUCAGUGGGUUGUUCUUGGUAGUCCCUAAUUCGAAAGGGGCAUUCUAUGGUACUCGAGGUGGAAUUCAAUUUCUAAAGCAAUUAGCAGGAGCAGGUUUUGUCAUAGGGUGGAACGUAUUAGUUACAUCCAUCAUUCUUUGUGUGAUAAAAUUGUUGAUACCCCUGCGGAUGACUGAUGAAGAGCUAAAAGUUGGCGAUGAUGCUGCUCAUGGAGAACAAGCGUAUGCUUUAGCUGGACAAGGACAAAAGGAAAAUUCUACAAUGAUAAGUGGAAACCAUGAUUCUGUGGAGCUCCAAUACCCCUAUGUUUAAUUUAAGAUGGAAAUAGUAUGCAAAUAGCCAUUGGCUAUUGCAUAAAAAUAAGAAUUGAUUCAAAAGUGUAUACUAAUAGAUCUUCAAGCUCUUAAAGAUGUAAGAUCUCCCGCCAACAGGAGAAAAAAAGAAAAAAGGCAAUAUAAAUGAGACAUUAUGCCAUAAAAAUGAGUUCUGCAUUCUGAAAUUAUAUAUUCGACACUUAGUUCUGGAGGCUAAAA
Hevea brasiliensis (rubber tree) is the source of this 1646-nucleotide messenger RNA. Its product is annotated as ammonium transporter 3 member 1. Gene Ontology annotation, biological process: ammonium transmembrane transport. The transcript has 3 exons. Bases 1 to 1425 code for a protein of 474 amino acids. Gene Ontology annotation, cellular component: plasma membrane. The record is from RefSeq and is a predicted model, not a curated record. Gene Ontology annotation, molecular function: ammonium channel activity. Lineage: Eukaryota; Viridiplantae; Streptophyta; Magnoliopsida; Malpighiales; Euphorbiaceae.